CCGACAGUGGUCUUCUAAUAGGGGAUCGUCUUCUAUUAUGGGGGGGGUGGGGGGUUAGGUCGCAUGUUCGAAUCUCCGUAAGUACAUCUUCAAUACUUGUCUUUCUUUCAUGUCAGUUAAGCUCUUCUACUCUCCUUUUCAUCUCUAGUAACCAAAAUUUAGUUCAACAAAAAAAAAACUUUUUGAGAAAAACAAUUAAAUUUAAGAACUUUAACAAAACGCGUUCAGACGCGGCUAGACGUGUUUUACACAGACGCGUCCAGAUAGCGUCAAAUGGUGCGUAUUCGCACUACCUCGACGCGUCUAGAUGAAACGCGUUUACCCAAGCGUCAAAAAAAAAUCUAGUAUCGCCCUAUUCAUUUAGAUUACUAGAUUUUUACUCGAUUGCAACUACUGUGUAACGACAGUGGAAAUCUAGUAACAGGACGAUUACUAGAUUUUUUUCUGGUUGCAACUUUCGAUUUAUCGCCCGAUAAUCGAUUGAUUUAACUGUUGCUAGAUGUACAUGCAGACGCAUCUAGUUAAAAGUCUCUUUUCCAACUAGUAAUCUAGAUGGCAACUAGUCGUGUAUCGCUCGAUUAUAGAAGGAAUGUAUCUAGAUUUUUCUCAUAGGUAAUAUUUGCGUGGGUAGACGCAUCAGCAUAAGACGCGUCCAGAUAGCGUCAAAUGGUGCAUAUUUGCACCGUUUUCUGAUGUGCGUAGCAGUGAUGCUGCACAUAGUUAACACUUUUGCUUAUCUUUUUCGUAAUUUCAGGUGAUGAAUCCGUCUGUGACGAUCAGUUACAGGCGAUAAAUGAAGCCGACGAAUUAGAAAAAGAAGGAGUAGCUACAGGAACUCAUGAUAGUGUUAUAUUAGUUGGCGAUGAAACAGGAGACGGUCGAUUAGAUUCGAAUCGUGGACCUGAAACGUUUUCUGGAAAUCCAUCAACUUCAAAUAGUUUUGCAAAAGUUAAUAUUCAAUCAUGUCAAACUCCACGUUCAUCGCAACAGAAACUAACAGAACGACAGGGUGCUAAUAAAGAAAAUCAUAGUUCUCAAUUGAAAGCAGCUGAUGAAAUUCAAGCUGAAAUUCCAAAACAAAAACAAACACUGAAGGAACAAAAUUUACGAAUUGAAUUUGAUAGAAACAAACGAAAAACUUCAAGAGACAGCAGCGAGCAACAUGAUCAGUCGAUGAUAACACCCCCAAAACUUAUACGUACAGCAACAGCACGGUUGCUACUUUGUGUUCGUUCAUCAAUGACAAAAUCGGCCAGAGAAAUUGCCAAAAUCGUUUUAACUCCUGAAGAUAUUGCAGCAUAUAAGAAUAAAGACGAUAUUAGUUUUGGAAUCCGAGGAGCAAUACAUGCAUUCGUACGAAAGUGCCAUUCCGCUGAAGUGUGCAGUGAUCGUCAGCUGAAUGAAGCAAUUAGAAGUGCAAUCAGCAAUGAGAAAGAAAAAAUGAAUCCAAAACGAGUAGAAACAAAUUAG
Molecule: messenger RNA, 1470 nt
Organism: Didymodactylos carnosus
Lineage: Eukaryota; Metazoa; Rotifera; Eurotatoria; Philodinida; Philodinidae
Source: the annotation of a GenBank genome assembly